Messenger RNA from Maniola jurtina (meadow brown), 6488 nucleotides. RefSeq names its product HEAT repeat-containing protein 1. The record is from RefSeq and is a predicted model, not a curated record. NCBI's taxonomy places the organism in Eukaryota, Metazoa, Arthropoda, Insecta, Lepidoptera, Nymphalidae. The transcript is spliced from 5 exons. Gene Ontology annotation, molecular function: snoRNA binding. Bases 172 to 6462 code for a protein of 2096 amino acids. Gene Ontology annotation, biological process: maturation of SSU-rRNA from tricistronic rRNA transcript (SSU-rRNA, 5.8S rRNA, LSU-rRNA); positive regulation of transcription by RNA polymerase I. Gene Ontology annotation, cellular component: 90S preribosome; small-subunit processome; t-UTP complex.
CUGUCAAGUGUCAAGUGCACACUGCUGACUGCACGUUUUGAGUCGUUUUGGUUAAAAAAUAAUACCUAAUAUAAAAAUUUCAUUUUUCUCACCAUAUUAUGUUAAAUAUUAAGUUUGUUUUACUCUAAUACAAGCCAACUUACGGUUUAAACUAUAAGAUAAUCCUUCAAGAUGACCUCCACAUCCUUAAAGGAGCAAUUACAGAAGCUUACUGUACCUCAAUCGUCAAUAUAUAAGGAAGAUAAGAGGAAAGCAUCCUUACUUUUUGACCCGAAGGAAGCGGCUUCAAAAGACCGUGAUACUUUUUACGAAAUCGGUCUUAGCGGUCUUAAAGAGUUAAUCGCUUUAUACGAAGGAUUCCGUGUUUAUGAGGAUGCCUUAUUUAGCAUAGCCUCUAAAGAUUUCGAACGCGCCGUUCAGAGUAAAGAAGUGAAUCAAAACUUGGAUCAGACUAUAGAAAAGUUCUUACUCCAACUGUCUCCAUAUUUUUUAUUACAGUCAGCUCAUAAAGCUUUAGAAUGGCUUGUAAAUAGAUACCAUAUACAUCAGUACAACCAGGAUGCUAUAAUUGCACUAAUUCUUCCAUAUCACGAGACCAAGAUCUUUAUUCGAUGCUUGCAGCUUUUUAGAUUGAAAGGUACACGCUGGGAAUGGUUACAAACAAUUCAGAAGAAUGGAAUCCCACUAUCGAAACAGAUUUUACAUAAUCAAUGUGUGACUAAUACUGCUACGUUGGACUUCAUUGCAACAAAUACUUCUAAAUAUGUCACAGAAUAUGGUGAAAGAGCUACACAACUGAACACAGUCUUUGCAUUCUUCUGCACAACAGCCAUUGGAACUUUAAAUACAGCUCAUCAUGUUUCGGAAGCUAUGAUAAGUGCAAUCCUGCCAACCAUCUCAAAAGGUCUUGAAUCCCCUAUUAUAGACUACAGAUCGUCAGCUUACAUGGUACUUGGAUAUCUAUCAACAAAAUCAUCUUUUAAAAAGAAAACAAUCAAUGAACUUAUUGUUAGGUUACUGACUGCCGAGUUUCAUCUAUCAUACUAUGACGUUAUUUUACUUAUUAAUGUGAUUUAUACAAACCAGAAACAUUUAACAAAGAUGCCCGAGAAUGUGUUGUCCAAUAUUUCUAUAGAUGUGAUGCACUCUAUAUGCAAACAAUUGAAAAAAUUAGUUGAAAUUAAUGUAAAUAUUCAUGUGUUUAGUAUGGUAUUCUUGUCGAGCGUUGUAUCAAUUUUGCAAAGGAAUAUUGAAGAUUUCCGAAGGUUCAGCCAGUUGCCAGAAAUCUUUAUAGAUGAAGUGGACCUUAGAAAUCAGCAACCUGAAAAGAUAAUCAAACAAAUACUAGAUGUGUUGAAAUGUCCCAAACAUGAUGAUGUGGAAGAUGAAAGUGACGUAGAGAUAAUUGAUGAUGAGGGUGAUGGGUUUUCAUCUAAGUUACUGGUAUGGUUCUCACAGUUUUUGAAAAAUAUUGAAACCAAGUACCCAAAUGCAUUCGACAAAGUCAUAAAGAAAGAAAUGAGUUCAGACAGUAAACUAUCUAGCAAAAAACAACACCAUCUCUCAAAGUUGUUAAGUUUCAAACCUGCAGUGGCUCAUAAAGUUGGAGGGACAUACCUUUUCGAGAAUUUGAAUUCUGUAAAUCCACAAUUGAGAGUAGAGGCUGUAAACUAUGUUGCAAAUGAGUUUGAGGCUCUAAAAGUAGUAGACAAAGACUUUCUUAAAGACUCCAUUAUUAACAGAAUAAAAGAUGACAAUUCAGAUGUUGUUCUGGCUGCGUUAGAAAUCUCAAGUGAAAACCUUCAAGAAGUUUUGAGUGAAAAUGAUUUGACAGAUUUGAUUGUGAAUAUAACUGCAAGGGAUUCAAAGAAAUGGUCUCAUGUUAUCAAGAAAGCAAUAAGCAAAUUUUGUAUGUUAGAACGUCUGCCUGUAAAUCAAGAAGUUGUAUUUUCUGUCAUGCCAUACCUAUUUGCUAAAGACAAUGAAUCCGCACAGUUCGCACACCAAUUACUUUCUUCAGUGUGGGCUAAAAAUCUUAGACUUACAAAUAAAGCAAUUGGUUUAAAUAAUUUUAAAAACCACAAUACAUUAAAUGAAAAAGUAUUCAAAGCUUUAUUUGUUGAUAGAAUCGUGACUUUCGAUGAUAUUCUUAAUCCAACUCUUUUGAACAAAGACAGUGUUCUCGAUAUUUGCUUAUAUGUGCUUCUUAAAACUUCUUCAUCUAAUAAAUUAACUACAGAAGAAGCAAUAGAGAUUUUGAACAUUAUAUUGGAGUCAGUUGAAAGCAGAACUAUUGUUACAUGUGAUGAAACAACAUUUUGUUCCAAGACAAUAGUGGAAUUUAUGAAGCUUGCAACAAAAAAUAAAAUUUCGUUUGAAGUUAUGGAGUAUGUGUUCUUAAGAGUUAUAGAUCAAGUGACGGUUGACGCUGUAACAAAGCCUUGGUGUAACAUACUAAACACACCAGAAACAGUUCUUAUCAAGCGAUUGUAUGAAAUCUUUAUCACUGGGUGUAGCAUUCAACAGUAUAACAAUAGGUAUGCAAAAUUACUACAAAAGCUUCUAGAGAAAUUGUUCAAAAGUCCAAAAGAGAAGUUCGAUUUCUUGGCUAACUUUGCUUGUGGUCAUAUAUUGUACGCUUUAGACGCAAAAGACGUGAUCAGUCCAGAACUUCAACUGAGGACUUUGAAAUUAAUGACAAACUUUUUAAACCUGAGCAAUAAUGCUGAAUGGAUUUACAGUUCUGAUGUCCUUAUCUUAACAAUAUUAUUUGAUUUAAAUAAUCCAGUUGCGCCAAUCCGACAAUGUGUAAUAGAACUUGUACAGAAAAUUUUAAACACUAAUCCUGAUAAAAAAUUAAUUUAUGUGCAGUUGUUACAACAACUAAUGGAUCAUAAAGAAGAGUUAAUAUUGGACCAUGAACAACUUCCUCAAGUUUUGAAGACUAUUUUGACAAACCAGUCAAUAGGCAAUAAGUUGUUUAGAAAGAAUUGUCUGGUGAAGUUGACUGGAAUCCUCACUAGUGAUACACCAAGUCAUGUAAAAUCAGCUUUAGUAAAAGUUCUAUCUGGUGUUAUUAAUUCCAAUACAUUUUGCUACAUCAUGCCAGCCUUAAACAUUUUAGAGAAGAGAAUGACACAUAAUGAACUUGACAAGAAAAUAACUUUUGACAUUUACGAAUCUAGUUUAGUAAGAAUUAUUUACGGUCAUAUAAAUGAAACUACAGUAUCUUCGUUUAGCAAAGAUCAAGUGUGGAAAUCUAUUGAAAUUGGUCUGAAAGAAUACAGAGAAUGUGUCUUGAAUGAGGACCAAUCUUUCGUGAGUCCUUGUAUUCUAAUACUAAGGGAAAUUAAUGAAAAUGUGUUCAAGAAAGUCCCGGAAAAAAAGUGUAAAGACCUAAUCCGUCUUAUUACACUAGCUGGUGCAUUUAGCAAUAAUUCAACGAUAUCAAGUGCAGCAUCGAAGGCUAUGAAGAAACUACACAUACACUUUAAGGACUUUAAGUCUAUUCUUGAAGGAAUGUUACACGCGCAAGAUCCUUUAGCGAACGUAGCUAAAAAGAAAAAGGCGACGAUAUCAAUGCUUUCUUAUCAACUGGCUGAGACAGAUAACUGGCGCCUUGGGGUUACACUACUAGAAUAUGUCCAAAGUAAAAAGAAAAUGACGGUAGAUACUGCAUUUGUAACCAUUUUGUUCCAACUGCUAAGUAAAUGUCUCAGAUUCGAGGAGCAGUCUUAUGUUGAAUACACCAAACAGUUACUUCUUUCAUCCCUUUGGUAUUUCUGCAAGCAGUUUGUGAGCGACACCGAUAAAGAACAAUUGAAGGCCAUUAAAAACAUUUUCGACGUGGAGACGAUCGUCCAAUGUAUAAGAGGAACCCAGAAUCCUCAAACCCAACACCACGCGCUGAUUAUUUUAACACAUGCCGCGUAUAUGUUACCAGAACAAGUCCUUAACCACAUUAUGGAAAUAUUUACUUUUAUGGGUUCUUCCGUUCUAAGACAUGACGAUGCCUACAGUUUCCAAAUAAUAACUAAAAUUAUUGAAACUCUCAUACCGAUUCUGGUAAAACUGGACAAAAAUAUUGAAGACUAUAAAGAAAAAGAAUUGCAACAAUUAGAAAAGCGUGUAGUGCCCGUUCUUCGUAUAUUUGCUGACGUAGUCUUACACGUGCCUGAACAUAGACGGUUGCCCCUGUACAAGAAGCUCAUGGAAACUAUUGGUCCAAAUCAGUUUCUUUGGGUAUUCCUCGCGUUGUUGCUAGAGACACAUAUCACGCAUUUCAAUGACAAUAAAAAGAAAGACAAAAGACCGCUUAGAACCUUAGCUGACCGGGAAUCGCCGAUAAAUAGAAUGGACUUCGGGCAAAGCAUUUUACUAGAGUUCCCACCUGAAGUUUGUUUUGAAAACUUUAUAAAACUAACCACUUAUAUGAAGUCUUUGCCUUUACAAAAGGACGAGGAUUAUAUGGACACGAAUGUGGAUCCCGGUGAUAUAUUCAGUGUCAGCGGCCACACACCGAUUCAGCUAAGGCACUACAAAUAUGUUAUUGUCACUUUUAUGACCACUUGUAUAUCUUCGUCAAGGUUCAUCCACCAUUGCAGUCAAGCCACCGAUCUUAAAGCGAUGGAAAAUAAUUACAAAACAUUUAUUAUAAACAUUCUGACGUUCAUUCAGAGUAUAUCAAAAGUCGGUGACGAGAAAACCGCGAAGUAUUGGCGCGUGAUGCUACACCAUAGUUACGAUCUGUUGGACCAUACUAACAAUUUGCUAACAGCUCCCAUGUUUUUGUCAGUUAUCCGCGGCCUGUUGAAGCAUAAUUUACAAACUGUACGUCGAAAGUCAAUGGAGUUGUUGAAUACUAAAAUACAGUUCAGUCCAGAUAUGUUUGCCAGUGUUGAUAGAAAUUUGCUGUUUUCUAUACUCCCGGCUCUAUUAGACAUCGUUAAAACAAUCGAAGUUAAAAACGACAGCUUAGACGAAAAUACGGCUCAAGAAUUGGAACUAAAUCAACAGACCGCCCUCUUAUCUUUGAAAUUAUUAACGCGGAUGUUGGCUUCAGAGAAUCCUGGACAGUUUAAACCAGUUUUAGAAACUGUUACAAACUACACAUGCAAUCCGAAUAUACCCGGAAAUGUGAUGGCAUCCAUUGUCUUAUGCUUGGCGGAAUUGUGCGGAAAUUUGAAGGCGCACGCAUUAAGCAGUUUGAGAAAAUUCAUGCCAGCUUUAAUAAAAGUUCUUAAAAAACAACGCAAAGCUGAAACUCCCGAAUUAGUGUUACUGAGCACUGUGACAGCUAUAUCUAAGAUUGUGGAGAGUCUACCGUUGUUUUUGAGUCCCUAUUUACAGAAGAUUUUGUAUGAAUACGCAUUGUUGCUGUCGAAAUGGCAAGCCUGUGACCAAGAGUGCAGUAAAGUAUCCGCUAUUGUAUCAAAGUUGAUUAAUAUAAAGAAGAAAAUCGCGACUUCUAUUCCUCCACGAGUUUUGACACCAGUAGCGAAUGAGACGCACCAGUUGAUUUUAGAGAAGGGAAAUUUGGACGCUAUCGGUCCUGUUAUGUCCGUUUUGGCAGAUAGUUUCGCGAACAUAACAACAGCGGACUUCACAGCAUUGCAACAUGACUUGACAACGUUCUUCUUGUCAGCUCUGGAACUGCGAAGUGAUGGGCCUGAAAAAAAUUUGGACAUGAAUGUAAUUGAUAGAGCGGAGGAAGAAGUUGUCAAUGCACUCGUGAGCUUGGUUCUGAAACUCUCGGAGACCAGCUUCAGGCCGUUCUAUUUCAAAAUAUAUGACUGGGCCAUCAGAUCUAAUGUAGAUGGAAAGAAAGACCGAGCGAUAACGUUUUAUAGAAUAAGCUGUGCAAUCGCUGAUAAAUUGAAAGGUCUGUUCGUCCUAUUCGCCGGCCAUUUCAUCAAAAACGCAGCUGAUCUGUUGGAUUCAUGCAACAACAGCAAAAAUGAACAACUUUACUUUGACUCCGACGAAAAAUGCAUAUCCCUCAUUAACUAUAUAAUAAAAACUUUGCACAUAGUUUUUCUAUAUGACAGCCAGAGUUUUCUGAAUAAGGAUCGAUUUGAGACCCUCAUGCAACCGGUGGUCGAUCAGUUGGAAAAUACAGUGGGAGGCAUUUCGAGUCUUAAGUCAAGGGCAACAGAGAUGAUAAUCCCUUGCAUAUCUCAGUUCGCUGUGGCGGUCGCGGACGAUUCGCUCUGGAAACUUCUUAACUAUCAAGUUUUGUUGAAGACUAGGCACAAUGAAGCUGAAAUAAGGCUAACAGGUUUGGAGUGCCUCGUAGCGAUGGCGUCGCAACUGGGUAGCAACUGGCUCCCUCUACUGGCGGAGAGCGUGCCCUUCCUCGCGGAGUUGCUCGAGGACGGCGACCCGAGGAUUGAGGGCGCCACCAAGACCGCCGUGCGCACGCUCGAGCAAAUACUGGGCGAACCGCUCGAGAAAUACUUUUAAUUAACAAUAAAAUUAUUUUUAAGUAC